AUGGACGACAGAGGGACGACUCGAGUCCCCCAACUCCGACUCCGACCUCUGGCUGCUGCUGCUGCUGCUGCUGCUGAUGUCGCUGCUGGGGCUUGUGGGCGGGCGGGGCGGGGCAGUGGCUCGCAUGCUGCCUCCCACGUCGGGGGCUGCGUCGCUCAUAAAGACUCCAGCUCCCCCAAGGGCCCCCCCCAGGCAGGGAAUCUACCGUGUCCGCCUAGCGUGAUUGCCCUGGCCACGGGCCUGGUACUAUCCAAUACCGUGGAGGUCUACGCCACUACAGCCAUCCAGGUGACGGUCAGACAGCGAGGCACGUCGCAGCCAGAGGCGCGGGUGGCCAGUAGCGAUGUCCCGUUAUCCGCCGUGAUCACGCAUGGACGCUCCUACGGCAGGUCAACUCUGCACUCGUCGUCGUGCACGGCAGCCGUUGUCGGAGACCAGGAGGAAGAGUCGCGUCGAGGUCUUACGAGUAUUGCAAGCAUUAGCGAGUACGACGCUAUCGUUACCCUGUAA
Molecule: messenger RNA, 510 nt
Organism: Geosmithia morbida
Lineage: Eukaryota; Fungi; Ascomycota; Sordariomycetes; Hypocreales; Bionectriaceae
Exons: 2
Coding region: 1-510 (169 amino acids)
Source: RefSeq, a predicted model, not a curated record